CAUGACCCGGCUCGCGUUGAGUCGUUGGUGUCAUUGCCGCUGCCUCUCAACGCUGCUGAGCUUCAGCGUUUCCUAUGUGCUGCAAAUUGGCUAAGAGACUCGGUCGUUGACUAUGGACGGGCUGUGGCUCCGUUGCAAGCUAAGUUCGAUGCAGCGAUGCAGGGACUGAGUCGCCGUAAGCGCCAAGCGGCUGGCGUGGAGAUUUCGUGGAGUGAAGAUGAGAUUGAGCAGUACAAAGCGUUUUUGAAGCGGCUUGCGAGCUCAGCAACACUUUCGUUUCCUGAUGACGAUGCCGUGGUGUGCCUCAGCUCGGAUGCA
This is a messenger RNA of Phytophthora sojae, 318 nucleotides long. RefSeq lists its product as hypothetical. Lineage: Eukaryota; Oomycota; Peronosporomycetes; Peronosporales; Peronosporaceae. The transcript has a single exon. The record is from RefSeq and is a predicted model, not a curated record. The annotation marks the transcript as partial.